AUGGAUGACACUCCGGCAAAUUAUAUCAAGUGUCUGGAAAAGGAAUUUGGCCAUACAGCAUUUCGGGAUGUUCAGUACUCAAUUAUACGUUCUAUUCUUGAAGAGGGUCGUGACAAUUGUGCUAUUAUGUCCACUGGUUAUGGAAAAUCACUGACCUAUCAGUUUCCACCGGUAUUUGCAAAAAAAUUGGCGAUUGUUGUUAGCCCGUUAAUAUCUCUUAUGGAGGAUCAGGUAAGAGCUUUAAAUUUGACACGAGAAAGGGCAUGUCUUCUUGGAUCUGCUCAAGAGGAUAGAUCAAUUGAAAAUCGAAUUCUUAAAAUGGAUUUCAAUUUGGUAUAUACUACUCCUGAGUACAUAACGGGGGAAAAUGGCUUGCGGCUCUUGAAAUCAGUAGAAAGCCAUUUAAUACUGUUAGCAGUCGAUGAAGCCCACUGUAUUUCUCAGUGGGGCCAUGAUUUCCGUUACGCUUAUAGAAAGCUAAACAUCCUAAGGAAGACUUUACCGAGUGUGCCCAUAUUAGCACUAACAGCUACCGCAACUCAACAAGUUCGCGAUGACAUUUGCCAUCAACUAGCUUUAAAAAAUCCCCAGGUGCUAAGUACUGGAUUUGAUCGACCUAAUUUGGAAUUUAUAGUACGCCAAAGAUCGUCAUUGCGAAAUGGAACAGGACCAUGGCUUGAUAUGGGACAAUUUAUUAAAGCGGCCCUUCAAGACAGAGGAUCGGCCAUAGUGUAUUGCAAUACAUGUAACCAUGCCGAAAUGGUUGCUAGAGAAAUACAGCAACAUGUCCCAUGUAAUUAUUAUCAUGGAAAACUUUCAUUAAAACAAAAGAAUAUAUAUCAUCAUCAGUUUGCCAGAGACGAAGUGCGAGUAAUAGUAGCGACAAUGGCAUUUGGAAUGGGUAUAGAUAAGCCGGAUGUCCGUUUGGUAGUUCAUUAUGGAAUUCCAAAUGAUAUGGAAAGAUAUUACCAAGAGGUUGGACGUGCUGGUCGCGAUGGCUUAAAAUCCAAAUGUGUGCUCUUUUACGAUUCUUCAGACUGGAGAACACACGAACGCCUGCGCCAAGAUGUGAAUUUUUUCCAGUCCAAGCAUUUAGAGGCUCAGGCAAUAAAAAUGUCCGCUUAUACGAGAAUAACAACGUGUCGACGCAAAUUCAUAUUAGAAUACUUUGAUGAUGAUGUUGCUUCCACUUUGCAAACAAGAAGUGAUUGUUGUGACAAUUGUUUCUUAUUAGCUAAGAAAGUAGAUUAUCGUCAAAUAUACGAAGGAAUCGACGACGAUGGAAUGCUAAAUGUAUCAGCCGAUGCAUUCCAAUUUCUCUCAUUGUUAAAAGAUUUAAAAGGUCGGUUUGGUUUGGGAAAAAUCAUACUAAUACUUAAAGGUUCAAAACGACAAGAAAUACCAAAACAUUACUAUACACAUCCAAUGUUCGGCAAAGGAUCAUCAAAGAGUGAAGCUUGGUACAAGAUUCUGUCGGAGAAUUUACAGGGAUUGGGUUACACGCAAAAUAUCACAAAACAAAGUGCUUAUGGAUGUUACACUUUAAUAGACAUUACCAAAACUGGUGCGGAUUGGCUUAACCAAGAUCCAGAAAAGCGAAAUACAAUAAAAAUUGAAGUUUAUUCUGAUAUAUUGAAAUUUUUAAAACCCAAAAAUGCCAAGAUGAUCCCUCCAACAGUAGCUGCCAAAUUGGGUGGAUCUGGCUUAGAGGACAAUGUAUUAAUGAAGGCCUUGUUGUCAUUACGUACAAAAAUUGCCUCUGAUUUGGAUGUAAUGCCAUAUAUGGUAGCAUCCAAUAUUGCUCUUAAUCAGAUAAGUGAAUAUAAACCAAAAACGAUGGAAGAACUGAGGUUGUGUAAACUAGAUGGUUUCUACGAAGCGAAAUAUUUACGCUUUGGCGAUGCCUUUGUAAAAUGUGUCCGAAGCGUAAUGUUUCCUGAAGAGGAUAACAAAUCUAAAAACGACCAAGCAUCAUCAAAUCAGCCACCACCUCGUAAAAGGCGCAUUUCUUCUGAUUUGUGGGAACAGGAUUCUGGCCUUGACGAUACUGAAUUAUCAUUAAUAAGUGAUGUUGUAGAAAAAGAGCUGAAUGCUUUAUCCCAAAACAACUAUCAUGAAUCUAUAGAAAACACUGAACUAGAUUUACUUUUAGCAGACAUAGAGAAGACAGAGGAAGAAGCGAAAUGUAAAACAAAUACAGAUUCUACAACAACAAAGAUCAAGGCUGCUUCGCUAAUGUUAAAAAAGAAACCGACAUAUCAAUACGAGGAUAGUUCGGAUGAAAGUUGCGGUGAAAAAGAAGAUGGCGAAACAAGUAACAUAUGUGAGAAAACUUUACCAACACGGGAAAUAAAUGACAAGAGAACUCGAGUGCUGCCUUCAUGGAUGAAAAAACAAUGUUAG
Molecule: messenger RNA, 2403 nt
Organism: Musca vetustissima
Lineage: Eukaryota; Metazoa; Arthropoda; Insecta; Diptera; Muscidae
Product: bifunctional 3'-5' exonuclease/ATP-dependent helicase WRN-like
Exons: 3
Coding region: 1-2403 (800 amino acids)
Biological process (GO): DNA replication; double-strand break repair via homologous recombination
Cellular component (GO): cytoplasm; chromosome; nucleus
Molecular function (GO): ATP binding; four-way junction helicase activity; nucleic acid binding
Source: RefSeq, a predicted model, not a curated record